Messenger RNA from Acanthoscelides obtectus, 5553 nucleotides. Lineage: Eukaryota; Metazoa; Arthropoda; Insecta; Coleoptera; Chrysomelidae. The record is from the annotation of a GenBank genome assembly.
AUCUCUUUCUAAUGUUCUCUUUUCGAAAAAAUAGGAUAUGAGAGAGAUGGAAGAUACGUUUCCUAAUUAGAUAUUUUCCUAAAAUAGGAAUUUUCCUAGAAAUUUUCCCAAUAAUGGCCAUAAUAGUGAAAAAUCAAUGAUGGCAGAAUAAUAUUUCAUCAAAUAGCGGCUAAAAUAUAUGGGCAAAUAUUCAAAUACGAGUUCAGAUCAUUGAACUUGGUCGGAUAGGUUUUCUCUUUCUUUUCCCAGGUUCUGAAAAAUCUCAAGUUUAUAAAAAUAAAUAUGAAAGGCCUAAUUACACUCGGUACAGUCAGCAUAAUGAAUAUAAUUUUUGACCCCGUUUUGAGUUUGCGUUACCGUAUUCUAUUGCCGUUAGUUUUAUCCUAGACGGUCAUUUCUUCAGGUUAUCUUUGCGUUCACAGUGCGUCAAAUAGAAAACUCGGGAGAAAUCUGAAAAAUAUUGGGGAUUUUUUUAUGUGUAUUUUUUAAGACGAACGGUAUUGAUUUGCCUUAAAGGCUUGGCCCGGCGAAUAUACGGACUAUACUUGGUUUAUAGGGGUCUUACGCGGUUUCUAUUGGCUCACUGACUCAUAAAAAACUAAGGGACACAUUUUUGUUGGAAUUUUCCAAAUGACUGAACAUUUACAUACGCGUCUCCAAAUUUUGAGAAAAGGUCGAGUGAACUUUGUGUUGAAAUAUCUACGAAAACUGACGGAUUCGUGAAGUGCUGUGAAGAAACCAAUGUUUUUGUGUUUUUAAAGCCCAGUAAGCUAAGGAAUGAAGAAACAAUAGAGAAAAUACUGUGAAUAUCGAUUAUUUUUAUAAUUCCAAGAAUUUUUAGAGGACGUUUUUCGACGUUCAAUUAAGAAACAGACAUUCUACACUGUAAAUAUUCGUUGUUCCGAUAGUAUUGUUUGUAUUAAGAAACAUAACCAAGAAAAAAAAGCUCUACAAAAAUGUUACCCCAACAGUAUUGCCUGAGAUGGAGAUAUCACCACUCAAACUUGCAGACUAUGUUUUCCCAGUUGUUGGAACGAGAAGCUUUUUGUGAUGUUACAUUGGCGUGUGAAGGAAAGACCAUUAAAGCACAUAAAAUUGUCCUUUCGGCAUGCAGUACAUACUUCGAAACCAUUCUAUCCCAGUAUGAAGAAAAGGACCCUAUUCUAAUCAUGAAGGAUGUAAAGUAUGUCGAUAUUAAAUGUCUAGUGGAAUUCAUGUACAAAGGAGAGAUUAAUGUUGAACAUUGUCACCUAGCGACGCUGUUGAAAACAGCCGAAGAGCUUCGCAUCAAGGGUCUGGCGGAGGUGUCAUGGCGCGAGGACGAGCAAUCUGGGGGUCCUGGAGGGGAGAACGGCGUCCAGACGGCCAUCCCCCAGGUGCAGGCAGUGAUGCCUGCCAGCCCGGGGGCGGCUACGGGCAGCGGGGGGCCGCCCAAUAAGAGAAAGCGUGGACGGCCGCCCAUCGACGAUUACGAUCAGAGUUUCACACAUCCUAAGGUACAACACUCGACUGGAGAUGACGGUUAUUCAAAUGAUGCUAUGUCCAGUAGUGAACAUGACUUGAACAUGUGGGAGGAAGAGGCGGCAGAAAAUAUGGAGAACGUAGAACCCAGACUGAGUGUGAAGAGAGAAGUGACCGUUGAGGAAGAUGAAAUGACAAUGGAUGAACGAACCAAUAUCUCAUUCAGUUUAAUUAAUGACAGUAACAGCAAAGGGGCAAUGAACAAAUCAAAUGCUAGCACAUCCCAACCGACAUCAUUCCUAACACCUAGUAUAGAAAAGGAAUGGCCAGAUGUAGUAAAAAUGAACGACUACUUGAACACCGGAAGACGACAGCAAUUUUGGGAGGAACCUUUUACCAAGAGGGUCAUGGACGCUAUUAAAACAAAAAAUCUGGAAAUGAAAGUUGCGGCUGAAUUGUUGGGCGUGUCUUACGGAACUUUGUACGGAAGAUACAGGGAUUCGUAUGGAUGCCUGAAACAUCCAUAUAGUUCCAGAGUCCGCGACUUUUGGACAGAACAGGGCCCCACCGAUGUCCUGCUGAAGUUGAAACGCAAAGAGAUCACCUUAUUCCGAGCUGCCGAACAAUUGAAUGUUAACACCCCAAACGCUCUCUAACUACUUGAUUACCAUGUCACAAAUGGACACCUCCACGGAUUCCAAAGCAAACAUGAGGUUACGGGCUUCAGAAUCGUACGAAGAAGCAGGUGAAUCAGAAGAAGAAGUCGAUUCUAUCCUACCCGACACGCCAUCUACCAACAACACGAACGCCUUCAAGCACCUGAUUUCGUCGACGCCUUCUAACAGUACUCCCACCUCCUCGGCAGCGGCUGUCGCAGGGUUGUCGCGGGUUCCCGACCUCACUAUUGUCAAGCAGGAACAACCGGAUGGAGUUGGCAAGGUGAACAACAGCGAUCAUUCCGAAUCGAGCGGCGAAAAAAGCAAGUGAAACACUUUACAGCGCCAUCUGUUGACCGCCACCGGCGAGAAUAUAUUCCCACUGUUUAGUAUUUUAUACAGACCAAAGUAAUUUUGUACUGUCAUAUUUAGUUUAGUGUAAUUAUUAUUGUUAGGGAAAUACGGCCGAGCUCUUCGGCACUUUCCGUAAAUUUCCGUUGAAGAAAAAGAAGAAUGAAGACAGAGUGAGAGGAUUAGCGGUGUUUUUCGGAGGAUAAUACAAAUUUAGAUAUCUGUUAAUACAGAAUAAAUUAUUAGCACUUACGAUGUUUAGAGCUGCGAGAUAUUGGGGUCGCUCAUUCCUAAGAUCGGUCGAGUCUUGAGAAUGCUACAUUUUUCUUGGGAUUUUUUAUCAAGAUCCUAGAAUCCAGUGGGAUGUGGAGAUAUUUACAUUAGCGCUGGUGAUGUUAAAUAUUAAUGUCAGAUUAGCACGAAUGUGUAACAAUUUUUUUAGCCAAAACUGGUAUAUGGGUGAAUAUACGGUAUUUGGUAUUUCAAUGUUCCGCCAAAAAAUUAAGUUAAGCAAAUUGUGGAAAUAAAUCGUCCAAAUAGUGUAAAAUAUCAGGAUUUAUUUGAAACAGAUUAUGAAAUUAUGGUAACCAUUUACAUUAAGAUUUGGGCAAAAUGUGCUUGAAAAUUAACAAAAUGUACUACAGACUACAGAAGAAAGGGGUUGGCUUGCCAGCCUUAACGUCACUUGAGUCCAAGUUCCUUGACGUCCUGGGGGUCAAAAGUAUUGGACUCUAGAAUAGUCUGCCUGAGCUUCACAGUGACACAGAACGUGCGCCGAGGUCUCUUCCUCUACCCCGCAGCACUCACACAAGGGAUCCUCAGCCACACCAGCAACCUUAGCAUGAAACGUCCAUCCUUAGCACUAGGCCCUACAAUGAGUUCUCGUGCCUGACGGAGAUGUCUGGAGAUACUUCAUUUCUGAGAGUGUUGUCUUGCAAUCCACUUCUCUAUUGUCCUCCUAACUAUCUGCGCGGGCACUCCUAAAGCUGGCUCAGGUCCAACGAGCUUGCUGGCUGAUCCUUUCUUCAUCAGAGCGUCCGCCGUCUCAAUGUCCUUUAUCCCAGAGUGUCCCGGUACCCUCAUUAACGAUACCGGAUGCCUCGCUGCGAGACAAGGCUCUUAAUGCCUUUAUUGUAGCCUGGCUGUCGGAGGAUAUUGUUAUUCUUCUCCUAGGCUCUCCCCCUCCAAAAUGCGGGAUACACAAGCUAGAAUCUUAAAGAUUUUCGCCUGCAAAAUAGUGGUGAAUCCACCAAGAGUCAGAGAUAGUCUAGUUCUAGGCCCAGAGAAUCCGGCGCCAGAACUCGCUUCGGUGACCGAGCCGUCCGUGUACCAGACCUGCGAUUAGGCAGAUACCCUUUUGCCAGUGUUUCUAAUAAGUAUAUCUUUGUGAAUUUCAAUGGAUUACUGAAACUAUGUAAAAAACAACGAUUUUUGAAUAAAAAUGGCAUGAUAUAUGUAACUUUUUCGAGGUCAAUUGUUUUUUGACUAUUUUUUUUCUACAUUCUACUGUUUUAAUUGCUUUAUAAUUAAAAAUGUAAACAUUGAAAGCAAAGUCUGCGAUCCUCUAUCCAAACUCAAGUCUUGUUUCAAAACCGAUGAACUAUUGAAUUUACUUAGCUAAUGGUACUUAUCUAACGGUUAAAGUAACUUUUUCAUAGUUUAAAUGUCACCCCCCUGGCCCACAGAUCUAUCCCUGGUACCUAUAAAAACUGUCAAUCAAAUAUUAUCUGACUCUGUCAAAUAUGUAUCACAUAACGUAUAGUCUUGUGACAUAUCAAUAUGAAAACAGCUAUUUUUCUUAAUUGACACUGUAAAUCAAAAGAACGUAUAUUCACCCAUAUAUAUUAUUUUUUCGCCGAAGUCAAUGACUCUCGAAAUUUUUUGCUCCUCUAUACCUUCAGGCGAAUUUAAGUAAAACCUUGGGUGCCAUCUUACCAUUCUAAGGAUCUAAGGUGUUAGACCUGAGCCUUGACUGCUUGUAGUACUCCAGAGCGCCGCAGGGUAGGUGGCGUCUAAAUGUGUUGUGGUCAAACAUCAGUCUUACCAGCAACCUUAACAGAAAUGAAAGCGAUCAGGAGUGUCAGAUUUCGAUCGAUCUUAGUUGAAAAUACAAAUGGAUAGAAAUCUAAACUAUUCGAAAUAUGCAUACAACUGUGUAUUCUAGUAUUGACGUAGGUUAAGUAUAUCUAACAUUCCUUCAUUGAAAGUAAGUAUAUUUUUGAUGAUUCUAAGAUUAUGACAGUAUAUUUAUAUGAAUGCAUUGCAUGACAAGUUUCAGGCAUCGGUGUAUUUUGAAUCUGCCACACGACCGACAUUAGCGUCAAAAAUGUAUAUAUGGUACAACUUGAAUACAGAUUCUUACUAGUCACUAUCCAAAAUUAUUAUUCAUUGGUAGAUAGGAUAAUUGUCAAUAGUAGCAACUUCAAUUAAAAAAUGCGAAACGAACGGAUUUUUCGUUACAAACAGAUGCACCCAGCAUAUUUGAUCCAGAUCCUAGCUCAUACACACUAAUAUGAACGUAUAAUGGAAAUACAAAGAACUACUUAGGUGCAAUUUUUGAAAAGUACAUGGUAGUAUUCUCUAAAGAAUGAGUGUAUUAUGAACAAACUCUAUGAAAUAGAUUUAAAUGAAUUCUGAAUAUUGACUUUGACUAAAGUUAUUCAUGUUUCAGCGGGUAGCUAUUUCGUAGUAUCAAAUUCAAAGACUGGCUAGGGUUUAAGUAAAGGUGCUGGGUCUAAGUAAGUUUUACAGUGAUUACUUGUGUUGUAUAUUAAACUGAUACAAAAUUAUUCUUGUUGGAAUAAUGAUAAAAAAAGGUCGCCUGCUGUUAAAUAGGUACAGGAUUGACAGCCUUUCAAAGUCAGUAUUCAGGCUUCAUAAAUUACACUCAAAAUUAAUGUAUAUAUGAAAAGAGAGAUUCAUAUUUUUCACUACGAUGUCUUAAGGUGACAUUUAUAGAUGUUCCUUGAGGAUUGAGUGAGAACUGACAAUAAUGCUACCUUGAGGAACAUUCAAAAAAUGAUUUGCAAUUACAUUUUGCAGUAGUUUGUAACAAUUGUUAUCACAGGUUUUCGAAGUUUGGGGA